GUCUACUAGUGGACAAAUCCUUCCUAUGGUAUAGGUGUUAGAACAAGAUCGCUUGCUGUCAUUCUAUCGACCUUUUGUGUACGGUUAAUAGUGAUAAUCGGCAUGUUAUUAUUUUGUCAACAUUAGUCUAUCAGGGUCACUUGGAAGUAUGUUAACUAAAGACUUGAUGACAUAAGCCAUGAUUGUAAACAGUUUAUCAAGAAGAAACAAGAUUUGUGUUUAUCUUUCACACUUUUUCACAACUGUGGGUGCACGCAUGUGGUGGUUUGGUAUUGGUCUAUUCAUUAUAGAAGUGACUCCAGAUUCAUUGCAGUUGACUGCAAUCUACGGGUUCAGUAAUGGUGGUGCAUUGUUACUCUUGUCGACAUUAGUAGGAGAUAUCAUUGACAGAACAGCAAGACUUAAGGCUGCACGCAUAGCCUUGUUUCUAAAUAAUUUUGGGAUCGCCUUGUGUUGUGUAGUUGUUAUCUUUGUCUUUACUUUUCGUCCUGAAAUUGAGACAAAGCUUCCAGAACAAGGACUUCUUAAGUUAUGUUUCACACUGAUUGUUAUUCUUAUGAUAUUUUCAAAUGUAUGCAAUCUUGGAAGAACCUUGGUCAUGGAAAGAGAUUGGAUUGUAGAAAUCUGCAAUAGAAAGACAGAUAACAUUGCUACAAUGAGUGCCACAUUCCGUUUCAUCGACUUAUGCACGAACGCCUUCGCACCAUUAUUAACAGGCCAGCUAAUGACAUAUGCAUCUAGUAUGUACGGUGCUGUUUUCAUUGGUUCUUGGAACAUCUGUGCGUUCUUCAUUGAGUAUUGGCUUAUUGGAAUGGUUUAUAGAAUGAACCCGGCUUUACAUUCUAAGGAUUCAACUAUUUAUGAACUUGAGGUGAUACAGAAUGAGGAAUUAAUGAAACCGUCUACAGGUCAUCUGGAAAAAGAAACUUCUACUACAGAAAAACAACUAAAAGAGAAUGAAACUUCUACCUCAGGAAAACAACUAAAAGAGAAUGAAAAUUCCGUGGAAAGUGUUCCAAUAGCAGAUCAAAACAUGAACAAGAGCCCUCAGAAAUCAGUGAAGUCUCCUGAAUCAAAUAAACAAGUGUCGUCUUUCGUUGGAAAAUUGUUCUUCAGUUUUAUUGCAUUAUAUAGAGGGUGGCGCCAUUAUAUACAAUAUAAAGUAGCAGUUGCAGGCCUAGCAUUAGCGUUUCUUUACUUCACAGUGCUCGGUUUUGAUAAUAUAACUAUUGGGUACGCUUAUAGUCAAGGUAUGACUGAGUCUAUUUUAGGUAUUAUCAAUGCAAUAUCAGCCUGUUUUGGUAUUAUCGCAUCUGUUGCCUAUCCAUUCUUACGUAAACGUGUUGGGCUGGUGAACACUGGUUUGAUUGGCCUAACUUGUCAAAUAUCAUGUUUAGCGUUAUGUGUUGUCUCAUUAUGGCUACCAGGUGGAACAUUUGGACCGGCGUCUGACGUUCAGAUGUCACGUGUUAAUGUUUCUUGCACAACUCAACUGUAUAUCAACACUACCUUGCCAACCAAUGAAACAUCCUGUUUUGACACUAUCGCCGAUAAAGGUUUUGCAGGAAUGUCAACUUCCCUUAUUGUUCUGUUCUCUGGAAUUUUGGGAGCACGAUUUGGUGUCUGGACUGCUGAUUUAGUUAUAACACAACUGUUUUUAGAAAGUGUAGACGAAUCAGAGAGAGGUCUAGUGAAUGGUUUUCAAUCAUCACUCAACAAAUUGAUGGACAUGCUCAAAUUUGUAAUUGUGAUGUUUAUAUCCGACCCAGCUAUGUUUGGGUAUCCAGCCAUAGUUUCGUAUUGCUUUAUUUGCUCUGCCUGGUUGUUAUAUGCUGUUUAUAAAAAGAGAACAACGGGAAACAUACUGUGUAAAGGAUGCUUGUAAAUCUGAAUGAACAUCAUUAUACAUGUGCAAAAUAUACAUAAAGUUCUUAACAUGAGGAUCUCAGGCAUACAGUUUUGUUUAUCAUAAAAUAUCUACGUAAUAACUGUCUGCUUAGUUAAGGCAAUUUAAAACAUGUGUGCAGAAAAUGAAUUAUUAAGCACCUCUGAAUUUCGAUAAAGGAAAAUAAAAAAAAAAACACUUUAAUAUUAGACAUCAUGUCUUGGUAUUAGUUGGAAAUCUAAGGUUACCACUGCCAAAGAAAAAAUUUUGCACAUUACAGUUUUUACUCUGUUAUUUAUAGUUACACAUGUUU
Messenger RNA from Mytilus trossulus (common blue mussel), 2198 nucleotides. Its product is annotated as solute carrier family 40 member 1-like. Gene Ontology annotation, cellular component: membrane. The coding region runs from base 179 to 1885 and encodes 568 amino acids. Gene Ontology annotation, molecular function: iron ion transmembrane transporter activity. NCBI's taxonomy places the organism in Eukaryota, Metazoa, Mollusca, Bivalvia, Mytilida, Mytilidae. The record is from RefSeq and is a predicted model, not a curated record. The transcript is spliced from 8 exons. Gene Ontology annotation, biological process: iron ion transmembrane transport.